GCGAAUAUAAAGUCCAUCCGACGCGCUGGCAUGGCCUUACUGUCGCCAUGGCCAGGACCCCGACCACCCUCCUCGUGCUGGGCGCGCUGGCGGCGCUCGCCGCCUCGGCUGUGGCUCUGCCCAUGCCGGAGCCGCAGCCGGAGCCGCAGCCGGAGCCGCAGCCGGAUCCCAAGUUCCACAUCCACAUCCCCCACCCGCACAUCCACAUCCACAUCAACCUCAAGGCCCCCAAGCUCCUCAAGCUGGAGCGGUGCGUCAAGCAGCAGCUCCCCAGGCUCCCCCACGCCGUGGGCGGCGCCCUGCUGGGCUGCGUGCCCUCCGCCCUCGGAGGGGCCGGGCCCUUCGGCGUCUGCGUGGCCGGCAAGGGGGUCAUGUCGGCGGCCAGGGCCACCUCACACAUCGCGGUCUGCAUGGGCUAGAAUAAUUAGACGGCGUCUGGAAUAUUAUGUCCGUCUUUGCGUGUAAUUAUUUUAAUUCGACGCUUAACCCAACGCGAAAACCCUUGCCGAUGGAUGGACUACCACUUCCUUGAGCGCCGCAAUCGCACCUUCAGACCGUUUUCUAUCCACAACCUUUCCCGAUUUUUUUUUCUGAAAUUACUGUCCAAAAAGCUCCAAUUGCGCAUUGCAAUGCUAUCCAUAACAAGAGGGCAGACAUGUCUGAAACUGGAACACGCUUUAGCACAUCUCGUGUCUCCUGGAGUAAAGGAAUCCCAUGCGUAGACCGAAAAUAUUAUGCGAGGAGCUAACGGAACUAUAUUGUAUUCCUUGUAUGUGCUGGCUGAAUAUCUCCGUGAUUGCAAUUAUAAAUUACAAUCUUACGA
Frankliniella occidentalis (western flower thrips) is the source of this 823-nucleotide messenger RNA. RefSeq lists its product as uncharacterized. Bases 48 to 419 code for a protein of 123 amino acids. The transcript has 2 exons. The record is from RefSeq and is a predicted model, not a curated record. NCBI's taxonomy places the organism in Eukaryota, Metazoa, Arthropoda, Insecta, Thysanoptera, Thripidae.